UCCUGAGUAUGUGAUUGGCUGGUGUAUAUCACAUGUCACUGUAGCCGGAAGAGAAGCAGCGCCGAGAAGGAAGGAAAUUAGAGCAGUAUGUCCGAGCUGAGUGAUGAGUCAAGUGAGACAGAGCUUUUGAAUCGCAGCCUGUCCAUGUGGCAUGGCUUUGAGCAGCUAGUUGGCUGUGAGGACCUGGAUGUCCCAUUAGACCUUCACACGGCCUCAUCAAUUGGACAAUAUGAUGUGGUGAAACAAUGCAUCCAGAGUGGAAAAAUAAACCCAAAUCAGAAGAACCGAGGAGGCUGGACACCUUUAAUGUAUGCAUCAUAUAUUGGUCAUGAUACCGUUGUUCAUCUCUUGCUGGAGGCAGGAGUGGAUGUCAACAUGACAACAGAGAAAGGGCAGAGUGCACUGAUGUUGGCAGCGAGCUGUGGCAAUGAGAGCAUUGCCUACUUCUUGCUUCAGCAAGGGGCUGAACUGGAAUUGAAGGAUCACAGAGGCUGGACUGCACUGUUCCACUGCACGAGCACAGGACACCAGCAAAUGGUGAAGUUUCUUCUGGAUAAUGGUGCUGAUGCAAAUCUGAAAGAGCCUGUGUAUGGAUUUACACCUCUGAUGGAAGCUGCUGCCUCUGGUCAUGAGAUCAUAGUCCAAUACCUCUUGAACCAUGAUGUCCAGGUUGAUGUGAAGGAUAAAACUGGGGACACAGCUCGUUCUUUGGCACUAAUGUAUGGGUAUAUGAAGAUUGCCAGUCUCAUUGACCUGCAUACAGCCCCAGUAUCUAAAUCAGUCCGGAGGGACACAGGAAUAGACGAAGAUUUCAGCUCCUCUGAUGAAUCCUGUUCAUUCCAACCACAUCACCCACACAGUCGUCAUCCACAUUCCCGAAGAAACAAGGGGCCCAGUAUUCAUGAUGGACCACAAGCACUAGCCCACAUCACAAGCCAUCAAACCAAGAGAUGGCCACAGCAGUAUGAAUCUGUCCCACCACAAGGGUAUGUCACAUUCAAGAACAACCAGGAUGAAGAUGAAGAGGAUAUCCGGAAUCGUGAUGUCACCUCCCCAAUUAAUGAGCAGGACAUAGAGAGCAACAGCAGUAGAGAGGAAAAUCCUUUCUGUAUCACUGAUACUGUGACCACUCGCAAGAGCAGCGACAGCAGUGGUGAAGGGCUGGCAAAGCCAUUGGGUGUUAGUCGUGAGGGAUCCCUGGAGAGUAAUGAGGAUUCGGAUCAGUCCAGUAAAUCCUCUAUCAGGAAACAGAGGAUUCGCAGAGGUCAUAGCCGGAGCACAGAGAGCACCCACUCAGGAGGCAGUGACAUUUACGCAAUUCCCAGUUCACAGAUACAGAUUCCGAAUAAGGUGGUGGUGGAAUAUCAAGGGCCAAAGGACUUGCCAGAAUUUCUAGAACAGAUCGGUUGCUUGAAGUAUCUGCACAUCCUUGAGGAGCAGGACGUGGACUUGCGAAUAUUCCUGACUCUGACAGAAGCUGAUCUGAAAGAAGUAGGCAUUACGUUGUUUGGACCUAAGAGGAAGAUGACAGCUGCGAUUGCCCGCUGGCACAGUAACGCCCUGCCUCUGAGUAACACCUUAGAACAGGUCUAUGCUGACCGUCUGGAGUCAGAAAUGCAGGAAAUGGCCAUUCAACUUCAUAAGAAGUAUGAGGAAGUGGAAUUGCUGAAGGGACGAGUGUCACAGGAACAGGAGCUGAGAGCUGUGGUUGAAGGAUUUUUAAUGGAGGAUAAAAUUGCCUGGAAACAACAACAGAAACAAAUUGAAGAUACACAGAGAGUUUGUCGAGAAUUAGCGAUCAUCCUUGAACAAAUCAAGGCUUGCCAGUGUGAACUAUCGGCCCGAUUUAAAGAUGGAGUGGCACAGAGGAGGAAGGCAGACCUAAAGAAACAACCAAGCAGCGUAAAGGAAGAAGGCCUUGCUAAUUGGAAAUCUGUUCUAGGAUCUCUGAAUAUAUCGGAAUUGAGUGCUACUCUUAAAGACUGUACAGGAGAGAUGGGCAAAACUAUACAAAUAGUUGAACAGAAUCUGGAAAACCUGAUAAAUUCAGACAAAGGAAGCCUGGAGUGGAGACAGAAUGCUGAUAUCUGACACGGACUCGACACUGUCAAAUGUCUAAAGGAUUCAUGGAAUCCAGUAUUAGCUAACUGGACGGAGGGUGAAAGUGCCACCCGAAGAAAAGCAGCCUUUCUCUGUUAGUUUCUAGGCCUCAGGCCUCUACAAGACCCAGGCUGACUCGGGGAUGAAGAGUAGGAAAGACAAACAGCUCAGCCCUGUACAGGCCCUAGUGAAGUGCAGAACCUGAGCAGUUAUUUUGAUGCACUGGUGAGAGAAGGAGACGUUUGAGCUCAGUACUGAGCAACCCAUCACCAUUCUGAUGAGAUGUGCCUCUCUGGUUGACUGGACCCUGGAGGUGAUGCUUGUUUGCCCAUUAUGUCACUCUUUGGUGACUCAUCUCAAUGUUAUUUCCUGUCAACAUCUGUCCAGCUGAACAAGUGCAUUCUGAUCCUCUGAAAACUGAUUACUCCAGCGUUAGGGCAGCCAGGUUAGACACAGAUCCUUUCUUCACAGUCUCAAUGUAACUGGAAAUAUGUUAAUCAAAAGUUGCAGUGGUGACGUGGAAUUGUAUAUGACGGAGUAUGUGCUUAAAACUGAAACUAUUUGGCCAGCAGUGAUCAACGACGUAAAACCAACCUUUACGUGUCCAUAGGGGAAUUAGAAGGCUAUUACUUAACUUUCAGCAGAAACCAAUAUUUGAAUGUGAACAGUGACCAUAUGAAGAUCAGGUCCUGGGCUAAUGAACUGUGAGAGAGUGAGGACUGAAGAAGGGCUUAUGCCCGAAACAUCAAUUCUCCUGCUCCUUGGAUGCUGCCUGAGCUGCUGCGCUUUUCCAGCAACACAUUUUUCAGCUAAUGAACUGUGACCUGUUAUAGAGCUCAGGCCCUUGGCUGAUGAACUGUGACCUCAUAGACAGCAGGAUAUUGUUUGAUGAGUGUGUGUCCUGUACUGUAUAGAAAACACUUGUCCAAAGAAUAAACCAGAGGUCUAUGUGA
Hemiscyllium ocellatum (epaulette shark) is the source of this 3053-nucleotide messenger RNA. RefSeq names its product ankyrin repeat and sterile alpha motif domain containing 3 (gene anks3). Lineage: Eukaryota; Metazoa; Chordata; Chondrichthyes; Orectolobiformes; Hemiscylliidae. The record is from RefSeq and is a predicted model, not a curated record. The transcript has 17 exons. The coding region runs from base 88 to 2091 and encodes 667 amino acids. Gene Ontology annotation, cellular component: cilium. Gene Ontology annotation, molecular function: protein binding.